Messenger RNA from Cucurbita moschata (crookneck pumpkin), 2023 nucleotides. Its product is annotated as transcription factor MYB1. Gene Ontology annotation, biological process: regulation of DNA-templated transcription. NCBI's taxonomy places the organism in Eukaryota, Viridiplantae, Streptophyta, Magnoliopsida, Cucurbitales, Cucurbitaceae. Gene Ontology annotation, molecular function: RNA polymerase II cis-regulatory region sequence-specific DNA binding; DNA-binding transcription factor activity, RNA polymerase II-specific. The record is from RefSeq and is a predicted model, not a curated record. The transcript is spliced from 3 exons. Bases 79 to 1212 code for a protein of 377 amino acids. Gene Ontology annotation, cellular component: nucleus.
UAUUGAAAUUUGGAAGGAGAGCGGUUAAGUCAAUAAGGUGACUGAGUUCCGUGGACGGUUGGUGGCGACAGUCCGGUGAUGGAGGCCGCUUCUGCCGCCGAGGUCGAUGCUACUGUCGCCGAAGGAGGAGGAGUAGAUGCAUGCGAUGCCGUUGUUUCCGUUGCAGACUGCGCCAGCGGGGACGACGCUGUGCCGAUGGUUGGGGAGGGUGAAUCAACUGGUGGCCGAGGCGGCAAAGAUAGAGUAAAAGGACCUUGGUCUCCUGAAGAGGAUGCGAUACUCAGCCGCCUCGUGGGCAAGUUCGGUGCGCGGAAUUGGAGUUUGAUUGCUCGGGGAAUUGCUGGGCGAUCCGGAAAGUCUUGCCGCCUUAGGUGGUGUAACCAACUCGAUCCUUCCGUGAAGCGCAAGCCAUUUACUGAUGAGGAGGACAGGAUCAUUGUUGCAGCUCAUGCAGUACAUGGAAACAAAUGGGCAGCAAUUGCUCGACUCUUGCCUGGGAGAACGGAUAAUGCUAUAAAGAAUCAUUGGAAUUCCACUUUACGGCGUCGAUGUACAGAGCUUGAAAGAAUCAAGUCUGGGAACACUGUGGAUGAUGCUAGUUUAGAAAAAACCAAGGGAUCAUCGGAAGAAACCCUUUCAUGUGGAGAUGUAAAUUCCUUUAAAUCCUUGGAAGGAAAAGACACCUGCUCACGGGAGCAUAUUGAUGAUCAGUUUGAAGACAAGGUCCCUAUGGCUAUUGAGGGUCAAUUUAGUCAUGAAGUCAAAGAACAAGAACAGCCUACUCUUUUCAGGCCAGUGGCUCGAGUAAGUGCUUUUAGUGUAUAUAAUCCUUCGGAUGGCCAAGAGUCUUUGAGGGCAUUUUUACGACCUGUUCCCAUGCAAGGCCCACUGAUUCAAGCAUCAACACCAGACGUGGAAGCUAGCAAAUUGCUUGAAGGUGUUUAUUGUGAUCGAUCAGUGCCUCAUCAAUGUGGUCAUGGUUGUUGCGAGAGUUAUAACCAGGGAUCUACAAUGGACUCCUUAUUAGGGCCAGAAUUUGUGGACUUCUCAGAGCCGCCACCAUCCUUUACCAGCUUUGAACUAGCUGCAAUUGCAACUGACAUAAGUAACCUUGCUUGGCUUAAAAGUGGAUUGGAGAAUGGCAGUGUCAGAGCAAUGGGAGAUUCGGCUGGAAGAUUAAAUGGUUCUCAGAUGCAAGUGGGGCGUUUAUAAGAGACUUUGCCAGUAGCAGAUAUGAUUUAUUUUAACAACGAUUGUUUAUGCGAUCCCUUCAGACUACAAGAAUUGACCUAAUUUAUAUAUUUAUGGCACUGAUAGGAGGUGUUUCCUCAAGCACACUGGAGAAUUUUUGGAGUUUAUUGGAUAUGUAUUUUGUUUUGUGAUUAGUUUGUUUUACCCUUUACCAUCUGUACAGCUUGUCUCUGCUGCUAGGAAUCAUGGAUAAGGGGCAAGUCAAGUGACCCUCAUGUCUAAGUUUCCAGAGUCCUGUUUUUUGUUUCUGACCACAAACUCUUUGAGUUUGGAAAUUUUAUGAACAUGAACGGAACUGUGUGAGUUGAGAGGGGCAAAACUUUGUCAAUUACAUAUAGUCCCUGAAAUUUCGUGCAUUCUUGUUCCAGCUGAUGAACAUUUCUGGAAUCUGUUCCUGAUGACUGUACUAUGGAAAGGGCAAACGGAAGCUAUGGCCUUCAUCGUGGUGGUAGAGAUCGGAGAUAAUUCUAACUGCUCGUUAGUUUUAAUUUAGUAGAACUAUGAAUCUUUUUUCUAUGUGAUGGCUGAUGAUUGUCAUUGGUACACAGAUUACUGUAUCUUUGAAGAAUUCUAAUGUUCUAUUUUGGGAUAACAUGAUUGGUUAUUUUAUAUUUAAUAGAGGCUGUUUUUCAUAUGCAUUCACAUAUUCAAGCGCAUGUUAAUGAACAGAGCUUUAUUCCCAUGCCCUUGGGGGAGCCCCUAUUUGUUUGAUUUAUUCCAGAAAAAAAGCGGUAGCCUUAUGUGGAAAUGGUGGGUUACUGCUCUUUGUUGA